AGGGGAUUUCUACUGCGAUCUUGACAGUGAGAGACCGUGCGCGUGAGUGUCACCGCGAGUCCAACAUUAUAUUUAUUACAGUGUUCCAUUGUGUGUUUUGUGUGAUGUUAAUAGUGUCAAUAGUUCCCGGAUUUAUCAAUGGAUGCUAUUGAAACAUAAAUUUUCUCAAUAAAUAACGUGACAGAACGCAUCAUACGGUGAUGAAGAUUGAAAUUAUCAAAACAAAAUGGACACGAAAAGAAAUCAGAGGCCCCGCAGAACGGAAUGGAGGUUCCCGGAGGGAAUAUUAUUAGUAUCAUUGUAUAUAAUUUGUUUAAUUGUAAAAUGCAACGCUCAGACUCUCAAAGAUGAUUCAAGUCAUACUGAAAGUGUAACCAAAAUUAAUUUAGAUAGUACCUUAGAAUCUAACGCCUGCCAUAGCUGUUCUAAUAGUCAAAUGGAUGUAGAUGUAAAUAAAGAUUUAAAUGAUAAAACAGAUGAAUCAGAAAGCGUAAUGGGUAAAUUAAUAGAUUCUUUAAGUACGUUUUGCGAAAAAUACGUGUUUGUAAAUAAUACAGAACGAAGGUUAAGCGAAGUUUUGGAAAAUGCAAUAGAUCAUGCAUUGACCAAGGAGAGAUAUGAAAUCUUCGAAGGAGUGGAAAUUAAAUCGAUUAACGUAAGCAAAUCAAACGAAGUUCAGAAAGAAGAUGAUGCAGAAGCGAGAGCACUUUUCAGUUCAUAUACAUAUGAAUACAGAUUGUUCAAGAAGGUGAAAGAUUUUAUAGAUACGCACAUUCUGUCCAUCAAUUUACCGAAAGCAGCACGGGUGAUAGGAUUUAGAUCGUUUGGCCUGAAGAAAUUUUUCCUCCCACUCCUAAUAGGCAUGCAAGUUUUCAAGAGCAUCCUUCUAGCGAUGUUUUUGCCCAGUAUAUUAGGCAGUUUCGGGAAAAUCCUUGGGAAAGGCAUAUCUCAUCUUUCCGCAACUUCGAGCCAAGCCAGCUACCCACCAGCUAAUGCAGAUGAUCAAUCUGCUUAUAGUAACGAUAACAAAGACUUCAUGGGCUACGAAACCAACCAAGCAGGCACGUACGCGUUCGCACAGGAUUACGGCAAUAUGGACCCUAAUGACGCCAACGAUCUAUCUAAUAUUGAUAUGUCUAGAUUCGGUGUAGGUGGACAGAAAGUAUCUUACCUUCCUUCCAAAAACAGUUACUAUAAGAAUCAGAUGGCCAACAAUUAUAAGAUGUUCCAGAAGAUUCCAGCAUCAUCUAUGAUCCUGAGUAAUUACGACCCGUUCUAUUCUCCGCUACUCUCCCGUCUGGACGGUAUCUUCGCGAGUCUCGGUCUUGCUCCUACGGAGAGUUCAACAGAGGUCUCACAGCCUCAGAUCGGAGGCCAGACCCUCAGCGACGUGAAACUAGAAGCCUGCAGGGAACAACUCAUUUGUUUGAUGUACGCAAAUCCCGCCAAAUAUGCACCCUACAGCAACCUCGUGUCUGCUCAGUUGAGCAGAGAGCUAAAUGAGCUUCGGCGCCCAGUAUCGGACAAUCCGGAAAUACUACGUUUCUUUAGGUACAUGCGAGCGGCGCGGCGCGGCCAAGAGGGGGUCGACUGCAUACAAGCGAACCCGGCCUGUACCGUCAGCACGCCCACGCACACUAUGAUAGCCGCCUACCAUGAUAUCAACAAACUUGUCUCCGCAAGGAAAAUACACUGAUUCAAUACAAUUUCUAUUUCCAUGUAGAUUUAUGACGUCAUGGAACUAGUGGACAGGAUGAGGCGUUUGAUUAGGUACUUUAGGCAGAAACCGAAAGAGUGGAAGAAAUUCUAUUGCUGGCGGACCUCGGGUGGUGGAAUGAUGUUGCUAUUGUUUGGAAAAAGACGCAGUUUCGAAUCCCGCCUCGUGAUCAGUUUUUCUAUAUACAUAAUUCUCAGCAUUUGAUUGUUCAAUGACAAUUUAUAAUUAUUUUCAAAAAUGUUUAAUUGUAUUUUGCAUAUAUGUUGAAAAAGGUCGCGUGGAAUUAGUUAUAUUUAGAAAUUGCAAAGCAGUGUAUAAAUAGUAAAAUAGACACGACACACCAAUAUUGGUUGUCUACUUAAGAUAAAAUUAGAUAUUAUUUUGAAGUUGUAUUUACUUAAUCGAUUCAAUUAAAAGAAUGCACCAUGCACAUCUAUUUGUUUGGACACCGUCUUCUCAGGAACUAAUGGUUCGAUAUGGAAAAACGCAAUAAGUUAUCUAUUAUCAAAACUACAUGUGUCUAGCCAUAGUUUACAGUUAGUUACAGUUUUAAAUCAAAAUAUAUUUUACACAGUAAUUUAAACAACGCUUUAAAAAUUUAUCAAAGAAUGAAUUAUUUUAUAGUAAAAACGCUUUCUUUUUUAACCACGUUCCCUAAAAGUCCAUCUUUUUAUUUUAAAUUUGUAACAUUUUUGAUAGGCAUAUUCUGUAUAUGUUUGCACAAUAUUCAUUUAUAUACUGAACGUUGUAGAUUAUAUUAUUCCACUAGCUUUGCACGCGGCUUCGCACGCGUUA
Messenger RNA from Zerene cesonia (dogface butterfly), 2512 nucleotides. RefSeq lists its product as uncharacterized. Lineage: Eukaryota; Metazoa; Arthropoda; Insecta; Lepidoptera; Pieridae. The transcript has 8 exons. Bases 227 to 1696 code for a protein of 489 amino acids. The record is from RefSeq and is a predicted model, not a curated record.